AUGCAGGUUAUUGUGCAACUACUCCGUAGCGUAAACUCGUGGCGAAAAUCGAAUCGCAACCGUUCGCCCAAACGUGACCCUCCCCUCGCCCUCGCUUUCCUUUCCCACGCUUCCGCUCUCUUUAGCCCGCGUCGUCGCCAUCGCUUCCGCAGCUCGUCGCGUGCCCGUCGCCUUCGCUCCGCCCGUCGCCUUCACUUCUCCCCCGUCGCCUUCACUCCCCCCCCUCUUCCGUUGCCUUCAUUUCCCCCUCCCGUCGCCUUCACUUCCCCCUCCCGUCGCCUUCACUUCCCCCUCCCGUCGCCUUCAAUUCCCCCUCCCGUCGCCUUCAUUUCCCCGUCGCCUUCAUUUCCCCCUCCCGUCGCCCUCAUUUCCCCCUCCCGUCGCCUUCACUUCCCCCUCCCGUCACACUCGCUUCCCCACCCGUCACCUUCACUUCCCCUCCCAUUGCCUUUCACUCUCUCCUGCUCAAUCUCUUUCCCCCUGCUCACUCUCUUCCCCCCUGCUCACUCUCUUCCCCCCUGCUCACUCUCUUUCCCCCUGCUCACUCUCUUCCCCCCUGCUCACUCUCUUCCCCCCUGCUCACUCGCUUCCCCCCUCCUCAAUCUCUUCCCCCCUGCUCACUCUCUUCCCCCCUGCUCACUCUCUUCCCCCCUGCUCACUCUCUUCCCCCCUGCUCACUCUCUUCCCCCGUGCUCACUCGCUUCCCCCCUCCUCAAUCUCUUUCCCCCUGCUCACUCGCUUCCCCCCUCCUCAUUCUCUUUCCCUCUGCUCACUCCCCUUGUUCUAACCCCACUUUCCCCAUUUCUCACCCAUUUUCCCCCUUCACGCUCUCUUACCCCCUCUGCUCGCCCCUGUUUUCCCAACUCACGCCUAUACUCACUCUCUCCCCCCCUGCUCACUCUCUUCCCCCCCUGCUCACUCUCUUUCCCCUUACUCACUCUCUUUCCCCCCUUCUCACUCUCUUUCCCCCUUCACGCUCUCUUUCCCUCCCUUCCGCCCGUUGCCCCCCUUCGUCUCGCGCUCGUCCCCUCGCAAUCCCCGUCUCUCUCUCCCCCCGUCGCCCUCGUUUUCCCCGUCGCCCUCCCUUCCACUCCUCGUUGCCCUCGCCAUCCCUCCCUUCUCCCUUCCCAUCUCGCACACUUGUCACGCCCCCUUUCCAACCCGCACAUACACCCUUCCCUUCUUCCCUGUUUCCUCGUAUCCCCUGCGCUGCUUCCCCCCAUCCUCCGACUUGCUCCCCCCAUCCCCUUCCCUGCUUCCCCCCAACCCCUUCCCUGCUCCCCCCCAUCCCCUUACCUGCUUUCCCCCUUCCCCUUCCCUGCUUCCCCCCGUCCCCUUCCCUCCUUCCCCCGUCCCCCUCCCAGCAUCCCCCCAUCCGCUUCCCUGCUCACCCCCAUCCCCUUCCCUGCUCCCCCCCAUCCCCUUCCCUGCUUCCCCCUAUCUCCUUCCCUGCUUCCCCCUAUCGCAUUCCCUGCUCACCCCUGCUCCCUCUGUUUCACCCUUGCUCCCUCUGUUUCACCCUUGCUCCCUCCCCUUCUUCUCUGCUCACUCUCUUCCCCCUUGCUCACUCUCUUUACUUCUGCUCACUCUGUUCCCCCCUGCUUCCUCUCUUCCCCUCUGUUCAAUCUGUCCCCCGCUGCUUCUUCUCUUCCCCUCUGCUCAUUCCGUUUACUGUCUUUCCCCCUUCACUCACCCCCAUACCCCCCAAUGCAGUUACAGAUACGGUAA
Molecule: messenger RNA, 1728 nt
Organism: Closterium sp. Naga37s-1
Lineage: Eukaryota; Viridiplantae; Streptophyta; Zygnematophyceae; Desmidiales; Closteriaceae
Source: the annotation of a GenBank genome assembly